AGAGAAUUGGGAACCUUGGUCAGGAGGACUUCCAGGGUCAGAGACCCUCGGUCUUUCUGCCUACAAGGCUACAUUGAAAGUGGGCUCAGCUACCCAUAUCCCUCUCUCCUGUGCCUAGUUCAGCAUCCAGAAAGGCCAAAGGAAUACCAGCAAAGCAAUCAAUAUUUGUUCAAAGUGUGAAUGGCUGAAGGCAAGGGAAGGGGAGUGUUCUGGAAGUCCAUUCUCAGUCUUCCUGCCAACCACACCCCAGCAGACACUCCCCUCCCUGGUAAAGGAUAAAGGCUCUCCCCAUCGAGAACUGUAGGAAAGGAGCCAGCCCUUGGUUACAGUGGCCUGUUGCUCAGAAGUGCUGUAGUAGCUGAGCCAUGCCUAGGUACACCGUGCAUGUGCGAGGGGAAUGGCUGGCGGUCCCCUGCCAGGAUGGGAAGCUCACUGUUGGCUGGCUGGGCCGUGAGGCUGUGCGGCGCUACAUGAAGAAUAAACCAGACAACGGUGGCUUCACCUCAGUGGAUGAAGUGCGAUUCCUUGUGCGCCGGUGCAAGGGCCUGGGCCUGCUAGACAAUGAGGACCUGCUGGAGGUGGCCUUAGAGGACAAUGAGUUCGUAGAAGUGGUGAUUGAAGGCGAUGUAAUGUCUCCUGAUUUCAUUCCAUCACAGCCAGAAGGAGUUUUCCUAUACAGCAAAUACCGGGAGCCUGAAAAGUACAUUGCCCUAGAUGGGGACAGUCUGAGCACGGAGGAUCUGGUUAACCUGGGCAAGGGACGUUACAAGAUAAAGCUCACUGAAAUCGCUGAGAAGAAAGUGCAGCAGUCCAGGGAAGUCAUCGACAGCAUCAUAAAAGAAAGAACAGUUGUUUACGGCAUCACCACGGGUUUUGGAAAAUUUGCAAGAACUGUAAUCCCUGCCAAUAAGCUACAGGAGCUUCAGGUCAACUUAGUCCGUUCCCAUUCUUCAGGUGUUGGGAAACCGCUCAGUCCUGAGAGGUGUCGGAUGCUCUUGGCUUUGAGGAUCAACGUCUUAGCCAAAGGAUACAGUGGGAUUUCCUUGGAGACCCUGAAACAAGUUAUUGAAGUAUUUAAUGCCUCCUGCCUGUCCUAUGUACCAGAGAAAGGAACUGUCAGUGCCAGUGGAGACCUUGCCCCACUCUCUCAUCUUGCUCUGGGGCUCAUUGGAGAAGGAAAGAUGUGGUCCCCGAAGAGUGGCUGGGCAGAUGCUAAAUAUGUCCUAGAGGCCCAUGGAUUAAAACCAAUUGUCCUGAAACCAAAAGAAGGCCUGGCACUCAUCAACGGGACGCAGAUGAUCACUUCGCUGGGCUGUGAAGCCCUGGAGCGAGCCAGCGCCAUUGCCCGGCAAGCUGAUAUUGUGGCUGCCUUGACCCUCGAGGUGCUGAAGGGCACCACCAAAGCCUUCGAUACUGACAUCCAUGCUGUCCGGCCUCACCGCGGGCAAAUUGAAGUUGCUUUCCGGUUCCGGUCCCUCCUGGACUCGGAUCACCACCCAUCAGAAAUCGCAGAAAGCCACAGGUUCUGCGAUCGUGUUCAGGAUGCUUACACCUUACGCUGCUGUCCACAGGUCCACGGUGUGGUGAACGACACAAUAGCCUUUGUGAAGGACAUCAUCACUACAGAACUGAACAGUGCCACAGACAAUCCUAUGGUCUUUGCCAGUCGAGGGGAGACAAUUUCGGGAGGAAACUUCCAUGGUGAAUACCCAGCCAAAGCCCUGGACUAUUUGGCCAUUGGCGUCCAUGAACUGGCGGCAAUUAGUGAAAGAAGAAUUGAAAGGCUCUGCAAUCCUUCCCUCAGCGAGCUGCCUGCCUUCCUGGUGGCUGAAGGAGGUCUCAAUUCUGGCUUCAUGAUAGCCCACUGCACCGCAGCAGCCCUGGUGUCUGAGAGCAAGGCUCUGUGCCACCCUUCAUCUGUGGACUCACUCUCUACCAGUGCCGCCACGGAGGACCACGUCUCCAUGGGAGGAUGGGCAGCCAGGAAAGCCCUCAGGGUUGUCGAGCACGUGGAACAAGUGCUGGCCAUUGAGCUUCUCGCGGCCUGCCAGGGCAUAGAGUUUCUGCGCCCCCUGAAAACAACCACUCCGCUGGAGAAGGUGUACGACCUGGUGCGCUCCGUAGUAAGGCCCUGGAUAAAAGAUCGCUUCAUGGCACCAGACAUCGAGGCAGCACACAGGUUGCUUCUUGACCAAAAGGUUUGGGAGGUUGCUUCACCAUACAUCGAGAAAUACAGAAUGGAGCACAUUCCAGAAUCCAGACCACUUUCUCCAACGGCGUUUUCGCUAGAAUCUCUCCGAAAAAAUUCAGCCACAAUCCCAGAGUCUGAUGAUCUUUAACGGGCUUCUUCAAGGACAGGCACCUCAGCUUGAGCUGAGCACAGCACUGGUGGGAUGAAGGAGAGUCCCAGGAACCGCCUUCGAGGUGUAGAACUCAUCUCUUUUUGGACAUACUCUGGUUAGGCCAUGGCAGUAAUGCAGUUGCUGAACCCAGAGCCCUGUUCUUGCUUUCUUGUUGCUGUGGUUUGAGAAGUACUGGGCACCUUCUGAUCGUGGAGUUUUCUUUCUUGAUAAUAUAAACUGGCUACACUUAAAAACAGCCACAAUUCCUUAGGUUUACUUUUUACUCUUGUUAUUAGGAAAAUCAAUUCAGAGCAUUCUUUUUUAAAAAAAAAAAAAAACCAUUAGGGGGCUGGAGAGAUGGCUCAGAGGU
Messenger RNA from Mastomys coucha (southern multimammate mouse), 2712 nucleotides. RefSeq names its product histidine ammonia-lyase (gene Hal). The coding region runs from base 366 to 2339 and encodes 657 amino acids. The record is from RefSeq and is a predicted model, not a curated record. Gene Ontology annotation, molecular function: histidine ammonia-lyase activity. The transcript has 20 exons. NCBI's taxonomy places the organism in Eukaryota, Metazoa, Chordata, Mammalia, Rodentia, Muridae. Gene Ontology annotation, cellular component: cytoplasm. Gene Ontology annotation, biological process: L-histidine catabolic process.